UCUGCCUUCAAUUUAGUUGUGUUGCAGAUCUCAGUCCGUUUCAUCCUGUCCCUGGCGGAGUCUGUUCGCCACAUUUUUUAGCCCAGUAUUUUGCUUUUGUGAUACAUAUUUUAUCAACAACACCGUAGUACCACCGACACCUUUAUAGGAUCACUUUUUUAGUGUCCUCACUCUCUCUCUCUCCUAGUUCUUCUUAUUGUUCUGCACUCCGUGAGAUUAAGGGAUCCCAGAAAUAGACUUCCUCCACCAUGGAAGUGGACAUGGAUCAGACGGGCAACAAAGUGGAGGAUGCCGAGGAAGCCAAACCUUUCCACCGAUUGCUAGCCUCCUCCCCCAUAAAAGCGUUUCGACAGGCGACAGACGGGACGAGGAUGGGCAAGAAGUUUAAAGCCCCCACGGCCGAGGGCUGUGCAAAAUGUCUCCGAACCAACUUGCUGACCUUGUUGACGGUGGCGGGCGUGUUGUCGGGGGUCGCCCUGGGCUUCAUCCUCCGAGGAUCUCGGGAUGAGAAGUGGUCCCAAAGAGAGCAAGUUUACGUAAAGUUUGCUGGUGAUAUUUUUCUCCGGAUGUUGAAGGCCUUGAUUCUUCCCCUCAUCGUGUCCUCACUAAUCUCCGCCAUCGGAUCACUGGACUUGACCCUGUCUGGGAAAAUUGGUGUCCGGGCGUUAGCAUACUACAUGUUCACCACGCUUUGCGCCGUCGUACUGGGAAUCAUCCUCGUCGUGGCGAUCCAUCCUGGAAAAGUGAGCGCAGAUCCGCUCGCCUCCGAAAGCAAGGCGCGCGAGGUCACCACAGCGGAUACUCUGAUGGAUUUGAUACGGAACAUGUUUCCGCCAAACUUGGUCCAAGCUGCGUCAUAUCAAUAUCAAACCGUUCUGGAACCUCCAACUCCAGCUCAACUUGCGGCAGCAGAGGCAAUUGGAAAAAACAUCACCGUUACGGAUUACCUUAUGAAGUCCAAGUACACGGAAGGAACUAACAUCAUGGGUCUGGUCGUAUUUUCCACCGUUCUUGGAAUCACUUUGGGAAAAAUGGGUGCAGCUGGGAAGCCACUGCUUGAUUUCUUCACCAGUCUCUCCGGCGCCAUGAUGAUCAUUACAAACUGGGUCGUAUGGUUGUCACCGGUCGGAGUCUGUUUCUUGAUUGCGGCCCAAUUACUGGAAGCCGACGACAUAGGGCACAUAUUGGAAAAACUGGGAAUGUACUUCAUGACCGUGCUGUUGGGAUUGUUCAUCCACGGUUUCGUCGUUCUGCCCUUCCUCUACGGCCUGGUCACCCGCAAGAUGCCAUUCCAGUUCAUCAUGAACAUGACACAGGCUCUUGCCACGGCAUUUGGAACGGCGUCAAGCUCAGCCACACUUCCAAUCACGAUUGGUUGUCUGGAAGACAAGAACGGAGUGGACCCCAGAGUUUCGAGAUUUGUUCUUCCCAUCGGAGCCACCAUCAAUAUGGACGGUACGGCAUUGUACGAGGCAGUGGCUGCUAUUUUCAUUUCACAAAUGGCCAACGUACCCCUUAGUUUGGGAAACAUUAUUGCCAUCAGUAUAACGGCAACUGCGGCAAGUAUUGGAGCAGCCGGCAUACCUCAGGCCGGAUUGGUUACGAUGGUCAUGGUUUUGAACACGGUGGGACUAAAUGCGGACUACGUAGCGUACAUUAUUCCCGUGGAUUGGCUACUGGACCGUUUCCGGACAACGAUCAAUGUACUUGGAGACUCUCUUGGUGCGGGUCUCGUCGACGUUCUCAGUAAAGCUGAGCUGGAUAGCAUGCCGGCAACAAAUGAGCUCGGCUUGGGUGCUGGGAAGCGUAAAAACACGGCAACUUCUGAAGACGUCGAGUGCCAUACAACACCAAUUUAAAAAAUAAGGAAACAUAAAAUCAAGAAAUAUACGAGUGUUUAUAAGGUGUAAAAACUGCACUGUAAAAUAAUUAAUCAUGAUGGUGCACAAAAAAGCUUUAUUUAUGGGAGUUGUGAUUAUAUAACCUCUGAAAUUAUUCAAAACAUGAAAUGAUGAAUCAUAAUAUACUCAAAACACAAGAUUUUAAUAAUGCAAUCUCAAAGUGUUGGAGUGAGAAAAAUACAACAUUUUGAAAAUACGAAGCAGCUCUCUUUCUAUAAUUUUGUAAAUUUCAACCUAGAUUUUAAAUACCGUACAGUGAAUCAUUUAUAGCGGAACGGUCAGUUAUUACUAUUAUUACUAUACAUAAAUUGUACAUAAUAUGCUUUUAUGCAAAUAAUAAUAAUUGCGUGGUUUAUUGGUUCGGAUGGCGAUGGAUUUCACUCUUUUGUGAAAUUCACUCAAUGGAUCUUGCCCUCAGUUUGCAUUAUUCCGAUUACGUUUGCAACGAUUUUUAUGAGAUGAUGACUUGACCAUUUGUAAUUAUUAUUCAUAAUUAGUUACUGCUAUUUGAUGUGUCCUCACGUAAUCUAAAUUGUUCAUUCUAACAAAAUUAUCUAUAAAUGUUGGUGCAUGCAAUUGAAAAACUUUUAGUAAAUUUGUUCACGCGCAUGUGUGCAUGCUGAAUAUGCAAAUUCAUGUAAUGUAGCGUCGUUUUAAUACACAAUAAUUUAAAUUUCGUCCACCUUUUUAGUUUUGGAAUUUGUAAUAGUUGUAAUUUUAAUGCUGCACAUUUCAAGAGGUGCAUACUUAAUAUUGCAAUUCUGAUAUGUAUUUGUAAGUAGUACGUAAUACGUGUAAUUGAGCCAGGAAUAAUCAUUUUUUGUGUUUUAUUUAAUAUUUUUAGCCGAACCAGCUAUAUAACAGAUCUGAGAUUGAAUGAAGCUUUAAUCAAAUUAUUGUGAGGUGACAAGAAUAUUGUGCGAGGAUAUAACUGUGUAAAAAAUAUGCGUUGUUGUUGUGAGCUAAAAAAUCUUAAAUAUAGUGGACCUGUGGAUAUAUUACUAUUUGUAUCCUACAAAAUCUUUUGGUUAAAAUAAAGACCCUAAUUUUAUAAUAAAGAUUGUUCUCGUGUUCAAUAAAAAAUAUCAUGCAUUUUUCGAA
Folsomia candida is the source of this 3002-nucleotide messenger RNA. RefSeq names its product excitatory amino acid transporter 3. The record is from RefSeq and is a predicted model, not a curated record. Bases 249 to 1859 code for a protein of 536 amino acids. Gene Ontology annotation, biological process: L-glutamate transmembrane transport. Gene Ontology annotation, cellular component: plasma membrane. Lineage: Eukaryota; Metazoa; Arthropoda; Collembola; Entomobryomorpha; Isotomidae. Gene Ontology annotation, molecular function: L-glutamate transmembrane transporter activity; neutral L-amino acid transmembrane transporter activity; glutamate:sodium symporter activity. The transcript is spliced from 10 exons.